CCUUUAUCUUUUCCGCCAUUGCCAUGCCAUUGCUUUUGGUGGCAUUUUGGCACUCAUUGGCGGCUGGCUGUCUUUGUUCGUUUGUAAUUGGCAUUCUUAAUUUUAAAAUUCUACGCAACUAUCGUUAAAUUAAACAAUUAAUCGACAAUGGAUGAUGACUGGGAUGAUGCUGGAGAUGCGGGAGUACAAACCAACAGCUACUCAACCGUUGAUGAAGGACACAGUCUUUCCAGGGGAAGAGGAUUCCAGUCAUUCAAUGAUGAUGAAUUCGAAGAUAAGGGCAGUAAUGGGUUUGGCGAAAGGCGCGGGCGCGGCGGACGAGGGGGCGGCCGCGGGAGGGGUGGGCGCGGAGGUCGCGGCGGUGGACCCGGUAGAGAACAUCGGGAUUACGAAAACGGUGACGGUGAAGAUAGGCGGGAUCGAGGUGAGCGAGGGCGCGGUCGUGGACGCGGGGGCCGCGGUGGAGGCCGAGGUGGCGGCAGCCCCAACGGGGACGGACCUUCUCCUGAAAUAGGUGAAGACGGAGAACCCAAGAAGGCCCCAGUAACAUAUGUACCACCGGAGCCAACUGAGGAUGAACAGGAAAUCUUCAGCAGCACUAUUAGCUCUGGCAUCAACUUCGACAAGUUUGAUUGCAUUGCUGUUAAAGUCAGUGGUGAAAACCCACCUCGUGCUAUCGACAGCUUCGAGACUGCCAACCUGCGGAAAUAUGUGCUGGACAACAUAUUGAAGGCAGGCUACAGGAAGCCGACGCCUAUUCAGAAACACGCCAUCCCCAUCAUUAUGGGCGGCCGAGAUCUCAUGGGUUGUGCCCAGACUGGCUCUGGCAAGACGGCCGCCUUUCUUCUGCCAAUUAUCAAUACUCUCUUGCAAGAUGCUCGAGAACUUAUUGUUGGACCAAAUGGAUGUGCUCAACCACAGGUUGUUAUUGUAUCACCUACUCGUGAACUGACAUUACAAAUAUUCAAUGAAGCAAGAAAGUUUUCAUAUGGAUCCGUUUUGAAGAUAGCCGUCGCUUACGGAGGGACAGCUGUGCGCCAUCAAGGCGAUAAUAUUUCUAGAGGGUGCCAUAUCUUAGUAGCAACGCCGGGUCGUCUCCAUGACUUCGUAGACCGCAAUCGCGUGUCUUUCGACAGCAUCCGAUUUGUGGUGCUCGACGAGGCGGACCGCAUGCUCGAUAUGGGCUUCAUACCAAGUGUCGAGAAAAUGAUGGACCAUCCCACCAUGGUGCCACUUACGGAACGACAAACGCUGAUGUUUUCGGCAACAUUCCCUGAAGACAUCCAACACUUAGCCGGAAAGUUCCUGAACAAUUACUUGUUCGUCGCCGUCGGUAUCGUAGGAGGCGCUAGCACAGACGUCGAACAAAUAUUCCAUCAAGUUUCCAAGUACGAAAAACAAACUACACUGAAGAAUUUAAUUGCAGAGAAUGAGCGCAAGCGCAUCUUAGUAUUCGUGGAGACGAAGCGCAAUGCGGACUACAUCGCGGCCAUGUUGUCUGAGCAACAAAUGUUGACGUCAUCGAUUCACGGAGACCGCAUGCAACGUGAACGUGAAGAGGCUCUCGAUAACUUCAAGAGUGGAAGACAUUGUAUUCUUGUUGCCACUGCUGUAGCCGCUAGAGGAUUAGAUAUAAAGAACGUCGACAUAGUCGUCAACUAUGAUCUGCCAAAGAGUAUAGACGAGUACGUGCACAGAAUCGGUAGAACCGGUCGCGUGGGCAACAGAGGCAUGGCAGUAUCUUUCUAUGAUGCUGAUAAAGACAUUGCACUGUUAGCCGAUUUGGCGAAGAUCCUGAAACAAGCUGACCAACCUGUGCCUGACUUCCUGCAAGGAGGCGGCACUGCCACAUAUAAGGGCAACAAAUACGGUGGCAGCGACAUUCGAGACUUCAAUAAUGCUUCGGCUGCAGUUGAGCAAGGUGCUGAGCCCGAGGAGGAGUGGUAAAGGACUCAAUGUUACUAUCACUAACUCACCAAUUACUCAAGUGAAUGUUAGUUUGUUUUUUUUUUCGUGCAACUGGUGGUGCGUGUGUAAAGAACAGUGGUGCUUAUGCGACUCCAUUAAAACUUCCAAGUGAAUGGUUUAAACUUUAACCGAAUUUGUUCCCUGUGUUAGGAAUAGAAACUCUUCUUAAUUUAGAGAGCCUCAUCAUUAUAAGACUGUAUACUAUUUGACAAGUAUUUUAGAUGUAUGAAUAAUUUUAAGUUUGCCUUGAUAUGUAACUUAACAUUGCAUAAGUUCCAUUGCUAUUAACACAUUCAUUCAUCAUCUUGUUGUACUUAUAUUACUAUUCUUCAUUUCAUAUGGUUAUCAUAUAGCGUUUAAGUUUGUUUUCAUUAUUUUUUUUAGAUAUUUAGUACUUGUUUUUGUUUAUUGUGUACUGCUUCCAUACCUAAGUUUAGGUAGCUACCAAGUUUCGAAAAUAUUAUGAACAAAAUUACCCUCAAAGUGGCAAAUCUGUGAUGUUAUUAUGUAAAGUUGCUCACUUUAAAAUUUUAAAUAUAGUUUACAAUUUGCAUAGUUAUAUCUUAAUAUAGGUCUACUUUCUGUUGGUGUAACUUUGAGAUUGAAACUUGCAAAUAAUUUGUAAUUGGAGAUAUUGAAAAAUGGAGUAACUUCUAGAAUCUCAUGUUGACGUACAAAGGCGUAAGAAAUACUUAACUAUAGUCCGCGUGGAACUAGUUGGCCGCGCCUUAGUAUGUGAGAUGUAGGGCGGAGGCCAGGGCACUUGCCGUCAUUACUCAGUUAGUCGCAGUACUUCGUGACGGCAACUUGCGUUGACAGUUCCGGCUAGUUGAUACAAAAAGCACAUGAGAAUGCAAUAGCGAGAAGAGUUCGCCGGUAAAAAGAAAAUCGAAGGAAAUAAUACUUAAAGUGCAUGCGUUUUCUUAAAAAACGGAAAGUCGAUGUGAAUGCUGAACACAAACAAUUUCAUAUGUCAUUAAAAUAUGUCUUUGUUUUUGGUUUAUUUUACUAUCAAUAACACUGAUUAGAUAGGUAUAGUAAAAACUACUAAGAGUUUAAUAAUUGUUCUUUAUUUGUUAUUUUCAUUUAUUGAACGCGAUAUCUCGAGAUUGGUCAUCAUUGUCUAUUCUCAUGUGCAUUGCGUGCAGUAAGCAGUCCUCCCCUCACCCCUGUCGCCACCUAAGGCGCGACCAACUAGUUCCGCACAGACUAAAAAUCAUUGUAAAGCACAGAGUGUUUGACAACCUAUUUUUGCCUAAAAACUUAUUUUCUGUACAAAGACGGAACUAAAAAUUUUUAGAAAGAUAAACUUUAUAAUCUGUGAUGAUUAUUAUUAUAAGUAGAAUAGGUUCACACUUCAUCAUUCAAUGCCAUAAUAAACAUUUCAGUUCAAACAUAAAAAACAGGUAAAUUGAAUUUCUGACAAUUGUAUUUCAUACCUGGUACUUUCUGCCACAUUUAACAUAAUUACAUAAGUUGUGUGCAAGGGAAGUACUACUCAUUAGUUGUAAGACGUUAAUAAUAAAAAAAGCAAUAAGGA
Molecule: messenger RNA, 3508 nt
Organism: Helicoverpa armigera (cotton bollworm)
Lineage: Eukaryota; Metazoa; Arthropoda; Insecta; Lepidoptera; Noctuidae
Gene: Vlg
Product: ATP-dependent RNA helicase vasa
Exons: 14
Coding region: 148-1947 (599 amino acids)
Biological process (GO): cell differentiation; gamete generation
Cellular component (GO): P granule; nucleus
Molecular function (GO): RNA binding; ATP binding; RNA helicase activity
Source: RefSeq, a predicted model, not a curated record